AGGUCAGUUGAGUUGGGAAGACGGGAGAACACAUAGAAAGAGAGGAUGGUUUCGAGGAGGGAGAGGAGGAUUUUUGAAAUAUAGCAGAUGUGAUAACACAGAAAGGGGGUGAAAGUUUGAGAUACUAGAUAAAAAGCAAAGGGGAAGACGACCCUCUCUCCUCCUUUCUAAGUCGCCAAAAUAUCCUGGCCCUCGGCUACAGUUGCCAUCAGUAGGCCAUUGUACUUUGAGUUCCAGUUUGCUGUCAACGUCAUCGGCUUACCACCGUUGUCACUCCAAUACUUGUCCAAGUCGAUCAAAGUCCCCAAAGCAUCACUACUAGUUGCUCAAAGGCUACGAGAGGUUGUGGCUUGAGCGGCUAUGGAGGUGGACAGAGUAGACGGACGUACGAGGAAUCAACUGAGACCACUGGCUUGUUCUCGGAAUCUUCUUAACCGAGCUCAUGGUUCAGCUCGUUGGUCUCAAGGGGAUACAAUUGUUUUAGCUGCCGUUUAUGGACCCAAAGCAGGAACCAGGAAGAAUGAGAAUCCCGAGAAGGCGUCCAUUGAAGUUAUUUGGAAGCCCAAAACUGGGCAGAUUGGCAAACCGGAAAAGGAGUAUGAAAUGAUACUUAAGAGAACCUUGCAAAGUAUUUGCCUUCUGACGGUUUACCCAAAUACAACAACCUCUAUCAUAGUUCAGGUUGUUAAUGAUGAUGGUUCUCUCCUCCCAUGUGCCAUAAAUGCAGCCUGUGCUGCCCUUGUGGAUGCUGGAAUUCCAUUGAAGCAUCUUUCUGUUGCAAUCUGUUGUUGUCUGGAAGAAAAUGGAACCGUGGUUCUGGACCCCACCAAGUUAGAGGAGCAGAAAAUGCAAGCCUUCGCAUAUUUGGUCUUCCCCAACUCAGUUCUUUCAGUCCUUCCUCAAGGACCAUCAAGUGUGGAAAGUGAACCCCUAGAGCAUGGGAUCAUUACUUCUGUUACCCAUGGUGUGAUGUCAGUGGAUGAUUAUCUCCACUGCCUAGAACGAGGGCGUUCUGCAAGUGCAAAAAUCUCAGAUUUUCUAAGGAGAAGCUUGCAAUCACAACUCCCAAGUGACCGAUCAAAGGCUGCAUGAUUAACACAUAGAUAAAACAUGGAGUUGCACCUAUAUCGAUCAGGAAAGUUAGAGGCAGCGAGGCUGUUGGUGCAUCUUGUAACGUAUAAUAUUUAUUUGACAUUUCUGGGGAUGAAACUAAUUUAUAAGUGUCAAGUAUCAACCAAACGAUAGCCAUGUUUAUUGGCAUGUAGUUCCAUAGUGUUUCUGUACUCUGAUAAUUUGUAUGAAGAUUUUAGGUUUUAUAGGCAGAUAAUUUAUGAACAAAAUACAACAGGUCCAUUAUUAUAGAAUUUUAUAUAGUAACUCAGACCAA
This is a messenger RNA of Nelumbo nucifera (sacred lotus), 1387 nucleotides long. RefSeq names its product Ribosomal protein S5 domain 2-like superfamily protein. Gene Ontology annotation, biological process: U4 snRNA 3'-end processing; rRNA catabolic process; poly(A)-dependent snoRNA 3'-end processing. The record is from RefSeq and is a predicted model, not a curated record. Gene Ontology annotation, cellular component: nucleolus; nuclear exosome (RNase complex); cytoplasmic exosome (RNase complex). NCBI's taxonomy places the organism in Eukaryota, Viridiplantae, Streptophyta, Magnoliopsida, Proteales, Nelumbonaceae. Gene Ontology annotation, molecular function: RNA binding.